AUGAAUGAUUUUUUUGACAAUUAUGAGUAUUUAGAAAAUAUGUAUGAUAUCUUUGAUUGGAUUGAUAACAACACAGUUCGUGUGUCUAAACGGUAUGUAGGGGAUGCAGAAAAUUCUUUUGAAAUGUACACAGACGUACAAUUUUUCUGUCGUUUUAGAUUUCUAAAAGAAAUUGUUCUAAAUGUAAUAAUGGAUAUGAUUUAUGAGGAUAGAGAGGAAUUUAUUCAUACCGAUAAUAGAGGCUUACCUGUAGAAAGAUUAUUUAAAGUAUUAAUAGCAUUACGAUUUUAUGCAUCUGGUAAUUAUCAAGGAGUAAAUGGAGAUAUUCUAGGUUUAUCUCAAAGUAGUGUUAGUCGUGUUAUCAGAGAAAUAUCAAAACUUAUAGCAUCAACCACAAAUAUAAAAAAGUGGAUUAAACUUCCCACAAUACAAGAACCACAAGAAAUUAAACAACAAUUUUAUGGUGUUGCAAAAUUCCCUGGUGUUAUAGGUGCAAUAGAUUGCACCCAUAUUCCAAUUAAGAGUCUAGGGGGGGGGGAUAAUGCUGAAAUAUACCGUAACAGGAAAGGAUGGAUGUCAAUUAAUACCCAAAUAGGAUCAACACAUGACAUCUAA
Messenger RNA from Rhopalosiphum padi (bird cherry-oat aphid), 615 nucleotides. Its product is annotated as putative nuclease HARBI1. NCBI's taxonomy places the organism in Eukaryota, Metazoa, Arthropoda, Insecta, Hemiptera, Aphididae. The record is from RefSeq and is a predicted model, not a curated record.